AUGUCACUGUUCGGCCAGCUGCUCACGCACCCUUCACGAGUCACAUUUCCAUGGUCGGCUCUUCGACAUGCCCUCAACCUCUACUUUGCGUCACCCCCCCACCUGCUCGACCCGGCCAAGAUUGGAUCUGGCUGGAAUGGGCUCAGUUUGAUCUUGACAAGCUUCAAGCGGCUCGAAGUUGUGCAAUCCACGGACGAGACAGAGGAAGUUCUACUUUGGCUGACGAACCUCAAGAGCGCCGCUGUCAAGCGAAGGCGGGUCAUGGCUAGAUAGCGAAGUGCAACGCUUUCACUUUCGCAUGCUCACCAACCUGCGAUCUCUUUUGCAGCCUUCAAUUCGAAAUUACCACAUCGCCUGCGCUGCAAGACAUCUUGACACAUUUGAUUGAGCCCGUUACGGAAGAGGAGAUGGCGAUAGGCAGAGCUCGGUACACCCUCGUCGAGAAAUUGCCCUCGGCUUUGUCCAUUCAACUGAUCACCUUUUCCCUUCUUUGCCGCAGCCAAACACACUCGUCCAAACCCAUAGGGUCGGCAUCCACCGCAACAUCGAUUGCAUACGACCCUUUCGCCCUUGAAGACCUCUCCAACGCGGCGCCACGAAAGAGAUCCGUCGAAAUAUCCAUCGAGACCGGAGCUUCGCACAAGAAGUCUCGACCAUCGGCGUCCACACCUUCGGUUGGGAUCGAGAAUGAUGCCGCCGAUUAUGAGGUGGCUGAAGCUGAUCGGAAAAGAACAAAGGUUGCAGUGCCUCCUGUCACAAACUCACGGCGGCCAGUACCCGCAGCGUCGUCGUCGCGGCGAGGCUCGGCGACUGCGACACUCGAUUCGAAACCGACGCCCGCGGCGGCUCGUCCCGCCGCCGAAGCGGUGCCAGCAUCGGCAUCCCCGAUCGCGGCCUUGUCUACAUCUCGACCCAAAAAAACUGCAGCGCCGGCGAAAGCCGUCGCGGUACCUGAAUCCGUAGACGCGUCUCCCGCUGUGAAGAAGGUUACCCGCAUUCAACGCCCCCACGAUCCGAAUCGGCCCAACUUUUCGUACUCGGCCUUGAUUGGUCAAGCGAUCUUGACUGCCCCCCUCAAGCGUCUCCGGCUAUCCGAGAUCUACGACUUUGUCACGAACAACUGUAAGAGAUCCGAGGUUUGGCUUCGUGCAUGGCCCUGUUGUGGAAUCACCUGAGCUAACCCUUCCAUUCCUCGUCUCACAUUCUUCUUCGUCUCAGAUUCGUACUACAAGAAAAACGAGUGCGGCUGGCAAAACUCGAUUCGACACAACCUUUCUCUUCAACCCGUGUUCAAGAAAAUACCCGACAACACGAUCCCGGGGAAAAAAGGCUGCUUCUGGACCAUCAUCCCAUCCGAGGAGUGGCGUUUCGCAGAUGGAGGCUGGACGAAGCUGGAGAAAGGCUCGCCGGCGGCUGCCGUUCAUCAACACAAGAAGGGGAAGAAGACCAGCACCGACUCGUCACCGUCGGGGGCGGGAGCCGCGGCAGCGGCUAGUCCGAAAGAAAUGGUUGUCGGUGCUGGGGCGGAGGCAUUGGACGAUGAGGAGGACGACGAUGACGACGAUGAUGAAGGCGACGGAGCAAUGUACACUGAGGAUGAUGAUUAA
Molecule: messenger RNA, 1607 nt
Organism: Microbotryum saponariae
Lineage: Eukaryota; Fungi; Basidiomycota; Microbotryomycetes; Microbotryales; Microbotryaceae
Source: the annotation of a GenBank genome assembly